Messenger RNA from Verruconis gallopava, 615 nucleotides. RefSeq lists its product as uncharacterized. The record is from RefSeq and is a predicted model, not a curated record. Bases 1 to 615 code for a protein of 204 amino acids. The transcript is spliced from 2 exons. Lineage: Eukaryota; Fungi; Ascomycota; Dothideomycetes; Venturiales; Sympoventuriaceae.
AUGGACACGCUUCCGCCAGAAGAGCUUCUCGUGCAUACUCUGGACCUUCUUGAAUACCGCCUCCACAGGUUGGAAUUCAUGUUUAACGGUGGCGAUGAAGACUCGCCCCAGCUUCCCAAGGGCGUUACCGUAUCCGAUCGUAUAGACAAGCUACAAAAGUCGCUGGGUCAGCUUGCUGCACGGUCGAGAACCGUGGAACAAUUGCUUAAGCUUCAAUCGCAGCAACCGGAGUUGUUCCAACCCGCGGAUUCGGAGGACGAGGCUGGCGGCGACGGGCCAGACGAAGAACAAAAGCUCUCUCUCGUCCUUUCGGAAGCCCCUAGCUAUCUAGCGACGGCAAGCCAGCUCCGCUCGCUGCAAGACAUACCGCUCCCUCCCACGGAGUCUUUCACACAACUCGUUUCCCAGGCACCACGUUUCGCAGGUAUAAUGGCCGUGCAGGAUCAGCAAGCGAGAGAUAUUGCCGAGCUGAGGAUCCGCAGCGCACUACUCGUCGCACGCUGGUACGAGGUUCAAAUCUUGGGUUUGGGGCGAUGCUGGGCAGAUUGGGAAGAGCGCAUGAGAGGCAUAGAGAGGGGUGUUGGAAGAGCAGAAUCGCGGAGCGAGGCCGAUUGA